CCGGCCCGGCCCUGCCGCGGGCUCGCGGUUACCGCCGCCUCCGCCGGGGGCGCUACGGCCCCGCCGCGGAGCCGGGCCGAGCCGAGCCGCGCGGGGCCGGGCCGGGCCGGGCCGGGCCGCUGCGGGACUAUGUGGGGCGUCCGGGCCGCGGCGGCGGCGGCGGCGCGGGGCGGGCGGGCGCUGCGCACGUCCGCCGCCCUCGGCGGCUCCCGGAACCUGCUGAAGAAAAUGUUGCACAAAACCAGAAAGAAGUUCUGGUACAACAGCCCUGCCCUGGAAUCUAAAAUGCUGUAUAAACCAACCAAGUUGGCCUCUGUAAUGAAGGAUGACCAGAUAAAAAUUAGGAAAGAAGAUAACAUACGUUGCAGAGUCUUGAAUAGUCUUAUUUGUAAAGCUGUGACAGAGAUGAUGACUACCUGUGAAGUUAAUCAAGAGCUUUAUGACCUCAAGCUAGAAAUCUGCAAGGUGUCCAUGGCAUCAAAGUUUUCAGCAUGUCGUAUUUACUGGAACCCUUCUUCUACUACAGAGAAAGACAGUUAUGUUGAAAGUGUACUGCAGAAGAGUGCUCCACGUAUACGGUAUCUUCUGAUGAGUCAUCAGAUUAUAGGAAAUGUACCCCCAAUAGUAUUUAUAAAAGACAAAGAAGCAGCAGCUUUAAAAAAGAUUGAUGAAUUAUUGUCAAUUGCUGAUUUUGGUUCUCCAGAAGAAGAAGAAAAGUUACUUCAAAAUGAUUCCAGUAAACCAGACUCUUCAGCUACAGAAUCUUCAGAUUCACCCAUCCGGUCUAAUCUUUUUGGUAUUGAUCAUGAACUGCUGAAUAAACAGAUAAUGGAGUACAAAAGACUGAAAGUGUCAAAAGAUACGGAAGGCAUUGCCUGGAUGGAACAGCAGGAGCAGCAGCUGUCUAUGAUUCAGAAGAAAAUGAAAAAGAAGAAAGUAAGGAAUCCCCCUGAUGAUGACGUUACACCACAGAAAUAUUUACUGGACAAAUAUGAAGCUGAUUACUUGGAUGACAACACUGAAUCAAUCUCUGAUUAUGAGCUGGAGCAUGAAUUGCAGGAAGAAGUAAACAAACUGGAGGCAGAUGAUGGCAAAACUGAAAGUCAACCUACUGUUAAACUGAAGUGAGAAAGCCACUCCCUUUAAAAUGGAGACUGUCAAUAGCAAAAAAGACUGCCAUAGAUAUGGAAAGAUUAGUUUUAUACAGUCUGUUCACCACUUCCUCUUUGAAACUAACAGGUUUGCCACACAUGCUGAGGUUUGCUAGCAGAAGUUAUGUAAGCAGAAUGAAAAUGAUGUUUGCGAUGCUUUGUUAAGAACCUUUCAAGCCACUGUAGUUGUAAGAAUUUCGGCCAGAGAGCAGUUUUCCAGCAACAAAAUAUACAUUGGGCAGCACUGUGAGUUAAAACUUCUUGCAGUUCUCUUGGUUAUUUCCAAUAAUUUUUUUCUUGUUUCUGUGUAACUAUUAAAAAAAAAAUUGGGGGUUGAUUUGGAUAAAAAUAAUCAUAAAAUGAUGGUCCCUGUUUUUCUAAGGACAGGAAGGAAGAAGGAAAGCAGAAUAAUGACAAUGGAGUUCAAAAAGCAGCCUUCGGUGCACAGAGACUUGGAUGUUGUAUUCUGCAGAAAACCUAGUGUAAUGGGGCUCUUUCCACAAGAUGGUGAAACCCAUUGAGAUGGUGGCAAAUAAAGUUACAAUCCUGAAAGAAAAUCAA
This is a messenger RNA of Dromaius novaehollandiae (emu), 1712 nucleotides long. It is a transcript of the gene RBFA, whose product is annotated as ribosome binding factor A. The coding region runs from base 130 to 1128 and encodes 332 amino acids. NCBI's taxonomy places the organism in Eukaryota, Metazoa, Chordata, Aves, Casuariiformes, Dromaiidae. The record is from RefSeq and is a predicted model, not a curated record. Gene Ontology annotation, biological process: rRNA processing. The transcript has 7 exons.